AUGGAGCAGGAAGUGGCGAGAGAAGAGGAGAAGAAAGAAGGCUUGAUUGAGUUUUACGACUCCUUCAAGGAUAUGUUUGAGUUCUUCUGUAAGAACACAACGAUCCACGGCACCAUCCGCCUUGUGUGCUCAGACAGCAACAGGAUGAAAACGGCCUUUUGGACUCUGCUUCUGCUGGCCAGCUUCGGCAUGUUGUACUGGCAAUUUGCGCUCAUGUUCAGCCAGUACUGGGCCUACCCUGUUGUCCUGACCAUGUCAAUGCAUUCGGAGGCCAAGAUGUUUCCAGCCAUUACCAUCUGCAACCUGGACCCAUACAGAUUUGAGCUGGUUAGCGAACAUUUGGUUCAACUGGAUCGCAUGGCAGAGGAAUCCAUUGCCUUUUUGUACGGCAUCAACACAUCAGCCAGCUUAUUCCACACGAAUGAGAAAAACAUCCACGUGAAAGACUUGCCAAGCGUAGGCAACCUCAGCAGGUCUAGCUUCAAGCUGAGCCAAAACUUCUCACUCUUGAGAAUGCCUGACCACAAUAACAGGUCAGGGAAGAAGCAUUCCAGCGUGGGCUUCAAGCUGUGCAAUGCCACGGGUGGGAAUUGCUUCUACAAGACCUAUUCCUCUGGGAUGGAUGCGAUUCUUGAGUGGUACAGGUUUCACUACAUGAAUAUCAUGUCCCAGCUCCCGGUUAUAAUCAACAUUUCCGAUCACGAGGAGCAAAUAGAAGAUAUGGUCUACUCCUGUCAGUAUGAUGGGGAGCGCUGCAGACCCAGUGACUAUGUUCACUUUCACCACCCGGUCUUUGGAAGCUGCUAUACUUUUAACAGCAAGGGAACAGACUCUUUUUGGACAGCUACAAAACCAGGAAUUCCUUAUGGGCUUUCCCUCAUCCUGAGAGCAGAGCAGAAGGAUCACAUCCCACUCUUGUCUACGGUAGCGGGUGUGAAAGUGAUGAUACACAACCACAAUCAGACACCGUUCCUUGAGCACGAAGGCUUUGACAUCAGACCAGGCAUUGCAACCACGAUCGGCAUUCAGCAGGAUGAGGUGAAUCGCCUGGGUGGCAAUUAUGGGAAAUGCACGACUAACGGCAACGAUGUGAAUGUUAAACUCCUGUACAACAACUCCUACACCCUGCAGGCUUGUUUGCUUUCCUGCUUUCAGCACAUCAUGGUUCGAAAAUGUGGCUGUGGCUAUUACUACUACCCCCUGCCUCCCGGCGCUGAAUACUGUGACUACAACAAGCAGCCUGCGUGGGGUCACUGCUUUUACCAGCUGUACAACAGGCUCCGAAAUCAUCACCUGAAUUGCUUUGACCAAUGUCCCAAGCCUUGCCGGGAAUCGCUGUACAAGGUGUCUGCUGGGACAGCUAAGUGGCCAUCCGUGAAGUCUCAGGACUGGGUCCGCCAGGCUCUAAGGCAUCAGAAUGGAUAUAACUCCACCAGCAACAGGAAGGACAUUGCCAAGGUGACGAUCUUCUACCAGCAACUGAACUACCAGUCCGUGAACGAGUCUCCUUUACUCUCGGAGAAUCUGCUGCUGUCCAGCAUGGGAAGCCAAUGGAGUCUCUGGUUUGGAUCCUCGGUGUUGUCUGUGGUUGAAAUGUUUGAGCUGCUUAUAGAUACAGUGGUCUUGUCUCUCCUCUUCUGCUACCAGAGGUUCAGGUCAAAGAAGACGUUGAAAGUAGCUCGCACUCCCACCAUCCCCAGCGUGAGCUUGACCCUAGAAAACUACCGAGUUGUGCAAGAAGAAGCUGGGAAAGGUGAUGAUUCUGCUCGUGCUCCCCCUUCUGGAGUGACUAUUGCCGUGGACCACAGGGACCUGCAGCUCCACCCGCUCUCCAGCAAGGUGGAACUGCCAGAGCUGUGCCCGGACGUGGUGCUCAAUGGACUGAGGUACACGAAGGACAGCUCUUUGGAGGGGAACUGA
Messenger RNA from Leptosomus discolor (cuckoo roller), 1920 nucleotides. It is a transcript of the gene SCNN1D, whose product is annotated as sodium channel epithelial 1 subunit delta. Gene Ontology annotation, cellular component: plasma membrane; sodium channel complex. NCBI's taxonomy places the organism in Eukaryota, Metazoa, Chordata, Aves, Leptosomiformes, Leptosomidae. Gene Ontology annotation, molecular function: ligand-gated sodium channel activity. Gene Ontology annotation, biological process: sodium ion transmembrane transport. The record is from RefSeq and is a predicted model, not a curated record.